CGAAAAUUACUCGCAAAUGUCAUUCGUGAUACAAUUUGCAACUUUAUGUGAGGAAAAUAUCUCAUAUUGCGAGUUAAUUUGAAAUCUUAUACAGGCAGGCACAUUUCCUACAUAUUCACAUCAAAGCAGGGCUACCAGUUCUUUUUAGGAAGAAUUUUGCUAAAUCAAGAUUAAAUUAUCUGGCGAAAUUGGGUAUUUCAUAACCUGGUUAAAUAAAUUUUGAAUUUGUAAUCAAUAAUCAUUCGUGCGUGUGGUAUCUUAAGGUGGUUUUACCAAUAUACCCUCACAAAAUUUGAUAAAAUCAAUAUAUUCUCUCGAUAAGGCACGAUUUAAAUUGAAUUAACUCGUGUAUUUGAUAAAUUGUGCGUUAGAAAUUAUAUUAUUUAAAAAGCUGACGUAAUGAAAGGAUUUUUUUCCUUUUUGUCUAAUGAAAUUAAAAAAGUUUAUCUGUGCAGAUAUAUCUGGCUCAAUGGCAACCCUGCAUUCAUAUGUCAAAGAAGCCAAACCAAACAAAAGGCCUCAAUAAUUGUUGCUUCAAAUUUCAUGAAAAUCUAAAAUUUCAGUAAAUCUAUAAAGAUGUUUACUGUUGCACAAUUUUUUGAAAAGCAACAGCUACGUGUUCUUGCUGUACCGGUUUCCUGGGUUCGUGGCGGAUUUUUAAUGUGGCCGAAACUUCCUUCCAACGAAAAGCUGGACAAACUGAGAAUGGAAGGGAUUGAAUACCACGGUGCUACAAAGAAAAUCCCAGUUAUAGUGGGUAGAAAAUAUAAAAGCCUGCAAGCGGCAGAAGCUGCCGCAGAAGAUCUACUAAAGCAAGAAGUGUCCGACAUCGAAAACAAACGAAAUUUGUUGAAGCAUCGUAAGGGUAAAGCUACUGAUGCGAGUCUCUUCAAAGAUUAUAAUAAGAUUAUUCAAGAAAUGUCGGAAAUAUCAGGGCAAAUUGGUUCCGUCCCUCUGGCACAACAAAAACAGGUUCAGUGGCACCGUGUUCAGAUUGAUGAAAAACAAAUCGAAGAUGCACCGCUACAGGAUAAAGCCGACGAGACCAAUGGACAAACUGAGACUGUAUCACAAGCUGUUAGAAUCCUACCGAUGAUUCAAAUCCCAUUGCAAAAUUUUGAUUCUGGAACUCCUCCGAAUCCAAGCAGUUCUGUCGUUUCACCGCGCCAAACGCAAUAUCUACCGAAAUCAAAACUGGAAGCACAUCCUACAAGUAAGAAUCAUAACAGCGUGCGUUGUAAUAUCUGUUCUGCGUUUGUAUACUUUUUACUGUACGUUCUAUUUACAUAUAUCAACGCAAAUAUUUUCUAC
Molecule: messenger RNA, 1311 nt
Organism: Topomyia yanbarensis
Lineage: Eukaryota; Metazoa; Arthropoda; Insecta; Diptera; Culicidae
Exons: 3
Source: RefSeq, a predicted model, not a curated record